AUGGCCGGCUCGAAUAUGGAGAUGUUUCGCUUCGCGAUGUAUGUGUUCUUCCCCAUCGCUUCCAUGUACUACUUCGGUGAUAUCUCCUUCUACAACAAAUACGUCGCACAUCUGCAACUCUGGCCAGAUUCAAAUCCUAUUGAGAGAUUGCCGCAGGAUUCGACAGAUCUAAAGGAAGAGUUGGAGAAGGCACGGCAACGGCGGCCUGGUACUCUUUCACCUACUGAAGUUUCGUUUCGCUCGAAUGGACUGCUGUUGUCCUCAAGAUACGGCGGCUCCGUGACAUACUCGAGGUCACCACCGGGUCCUUCACGCUCACCUUCUCCAUUCACCCGUCCAACUACAGCCGACGCCAAACCCCGAACCUCUCAAAUCGAGAUCCUUGUCUCCGAGAAGAAACGUCCAUCAGAGGAGCGCCCAACUAUCGCCAAACGCGUCGUGAGUUCCCUCCUCCUUCCGCUCGAGCCAUCGGAAGAGAGGGAAUCCCCCCGAGGUCGCUCCCGACCUUCUCUCCGGCAUCGUUCGCACACCUACCACCACACCCCCCGCACCGGCUCUCCAUGGUCAUCUGUAACCAGUUCCUCACAAUCGACCGUCACCCCACACAGUCAUACCACCAAACGCUCCUCCCACUGCACCCCGAAACCAACCUUCAUCACACUCCCAAACGAGAUCCUCACACAAAUCGUCUCCCACCUCCCACAGUCCGAUCUCCUAACACUCACGCAUACUUCCAAACGCCUCCUCCCCAUAGCUCGACCUUUGCUCUACCAUGCACCAACGUUCUCGUCCACCUACCGUUUCGCACAAUUCGUUACCUCAAUCACCCGCUCCACCGCCCUCGGCUUCUGGGUCCGUGAAUUGGAUUUAUCGUCUUUGGCGAAGAUUGCGAUGGACGCGAAUAUUGCAACAUGGCGUGAAUGGAAAUUCAGGAAUAACCCACUCUAUGCAGCACCCGCCAAACUCGUCGUCGAACAAGAUGGGAAAGUACAUUCCCGGCGUACCGCGAACCAGCAUUUACAGAAAUACUCCGACGUACGCGACGUCCCGAUUGGGUCGAUCUUGCAUUUAUUGCACGCGUGUCCGAGACUGCACUACGUCAAUCUCUCCAAUGUCUCUAUCGCAGCGGACUACGCUGUGUCACGGACCACGAAACCCACGCGUAGACCACUGAUCAGUAAUAUCUUUGCGAGGUCGGCACCUGCGCCAUUACCGAUGAUGACUACCAAUCUUUUGUUUGCUUCUGAUAUUCCUCGUCAGCACAAUUGGGAUGAUGAGGAAUUGCGGUCGGUGAAGCCGACUGAGCUUGUUGAUGGGCUGUGUCGGUUGGAUCGACUUAAGGUGUUGAAGUUGAGGAAAGCGUUGUGGCUGAAUGCCAAUAUGGGCCAGAAGUUGUUGGAGAACGGGAGUUUACAGUGGGUUGAUUUGAGAGGAAGUGGGAUGCAGAGGGAUGCUCCGUGGGCAACGGUCGGCACGAGGGAUGAGGUGGCAAAAUAUUGGAAACAAAAUACCGCCGUCGAAGAGGACGAGGAUCACUAA
Messenger RNA from Saitoella complicata NRRL Y-17804, 1539 nucleotides. RefSeq lists its product as uncharacterized. The coding region runs from base 1 to 1539 and encodes 512 amino acids. Gene Ontology annotation, biological process: mitochondrial respiratory chain complex IV assembly. Gene Ontology annotation, cellular component: mitochondrion; mitochondrial inner membrane. NCBI's taxonomy places the organism in Eukaryota, Fungi, Ascomycota, Saitoellomycetes, Saitoellales, Saitoellaceae. The transcript is spliced from 4 exons. The record is from RefSeq and is a predicted model, not a curated record.